This is a messenger RNA of Ctenocephalides felis (cat flea), 585 nucleotides long. RefSeq lists its product as uncharacterized. Gene Ontology annotation, biological process: regulation of transcription by RNA polymerase II. NCBI's taxonomy places the organism in Eukaryota, Metazoa, Arthropoda, Insecta, Siphonaptera, Pulicidae. The record is from RefSeq and is a predicted model, not a curated record. Gene Ontology annotation, cellular component: nucleus. Gene Ontology annotation, molecular function: RNA polymerase II cis-regulatory region sequence-specific DNA binding; DNA-binding transcription factor activity. Bases 1 to 585 code for a protein of 194 amino acids. The transcript is spliced from 5 exons.
AUGGGUGCGUCAUCCCUGGUGUUCCAGUGCACUUGGCCCGGAUGCGGCAACACGGAUGUUUCCCGGAAAUCUAUCGAGCAACAUGUCAGGCAGGUGCAUCUGGGGCCAAAAACCUCAUCUUCCUCCGGUUCGCCAGACUCAGGAAUCUCAGGCUCCGGUUCGAACGCCUCCAGACGCCGCUCGCGGCGCCACUCGCGUCGCCGUCGCCACACUUCAUCCCUCUGCGACGUUCCCGACAGGAUAAUCGACGACGAAAAUAGGUUGUCGGAUGACCAGUUAUCCGACGAGGAUGGUAAUAUCGAUGACGAUGAUUCCAGUUCGAGCUGCUGCUCCUCCGAUCACGAAGAAGAGUUCUAUUACACCGAAGUUGAGAGAUGUGACGCUGGCAGGCCGGCGCCACCGUCGCCCCCUACUUUGUCGCACAGAGAUAUGGCCAGGCCGCCGCACGAGGAUCCUGAGUAUCAGAAGAAGAUCGUAGGCAAUAUGAGGCAAGGAUUGCUGAUGUGCAAACCAAUAAAUAUACCAAGCAAUUUGCAGCAGCACCCAACACCAGCCUUGCACAUAAUGGAUAUUAUAUUUUUCUAG